Molecule: messenger RNA, 339 nt
Organism: Epithele typhae
Lineage: Eukaryota; Fungi; Basidiomycota; Agaricomycetes; Polyporales; Epitheliaceae
Exons: 4
Coding region: 1-339 (112 amino acids)
Source: RefSeq, a predicted model, not a curated record
AUGUCUGUUCUCCGUCAAGCCUUCUACACGACGACGCGCUCUGCGGUCGCGAAUUCCUCGAGGACCAUCCACACGUCGCCCGUGUCGCGCAAAAGCGUCACUGAAAAAGUCGCGGACGUCGCGGACAAGGUCAACAAGAAGGUUGGUCAGGGCUUAGCGUCUGCUAUAGAGAAGGGAGAAGAUGUGUCGGCGAAGACGAAAGAGACGAUGGGCACGGCCAAGGAGAAGGCAUCUGAAGCGUCCACCACUGCGAGCCAAAAGGCCAAUCAGGCUACGGCAGGUGCCAAAGAAGGAGCUCACGACCUCAAGCGUGAUGUCGAGAAGGAGGUUCGCCGGUAA